UAUGAAGAUGAGGCGGCCAUUGUUCAGAAGCUCAACCAGAUCUCCGUGACGGGUGCUACAUCGUCUGAAAAAGCGAAAAGUGAAGAUCGAAUAACCACUCCACUCAACUGUUUCUUUAUCGUUGUUUUAAUGUUGGUUGUUGUCGGCGCCAUCAUGCUCGGCUUCUAUUUUCGUCCGAUUAUGGGUAAUGGUUUCGUUGUAGUUUGA
Gongylonema pulchrum is the source of this 207-nucleotide messenger RNA. The record is from the annotation of a GenBank genome assembly. NCBI's taxonomy places the organism in Eukaryota, Metazoa, Nematoda, Chromadorea, Rhabditida, Gongylonematidae.